Labrus bergylta (ballan wrasse) is the source of this 4244-nucleotide messenger RNA. It is a transcript of the gene acer3, whose product is annotated as alkaline ceramidase 3. The record is from RefSeq and is a predicted model, not a curated record. NCBI's taxonomy places the organism in Eukaryota, Metazoa, Chordata, Actinopteri, Labriformes, Labridae. Gene Ontology annotation, biological process: phytosphingosine biosynthetic process; ceramide metabolic process. Gene Ontology annotation, cellular component: endoplasmic reticulum membrane.
GGACUACAAAUCCGUUAGUACCCACAGCCUCCUCCUCCUCUUCCAUCAUGGCUCCCGCAGCACAAGGAUACUGGGGGAGGUCGACCUCAACCAUAGACUGGUGCGAAGAAAAUUAUGUCGUCUCUUUUUACAUCGCCGAGUUUUGGAACACCAUCAGCAACCUGAUUAUGAUUCUUCCUCCCAUUUACGGAGCCAUCCAGGCGUUUCGCGACGGCCUUGAGUUUCGCUACAUCUGCUCUUUUGUUGGACUGGCAGUUGUUGGUGUCGGUUCCUGGUGCUUCCACAUGACGCUGCAGUUUAAGAUGCAGUUAAUGGACGAGUUGCCGAUGAUUUACAGCACAUGUGUCUUCCUCUACUGUCUAUUUGAGUGCUUCAAACAAGAGAACAAAAUUGGCCUAUUUCCUAUUGCAUUGUUGUCAAUUUUCAGUAUCUCUGUCAGUGCGUUAUACCUGCAGUGGAAGGAGCCAAUCUUUCACCAGGUCAUGUAUGGUAUCCUAGUAGCUUGCCUCGUGAUACGAGCUAUCUACAUUGUUACAUGGGUGUAUCCAUGGCUGAGACCGCUGUGUUACGCCUCGUUAGGAAUCUUCUUGUUGGGGUUCGUCCUGUGGAACAUGGACAACUUCUACUGUGGCACAUUAAGAUAUGCCAGAAAUAACCUUCCCCCUGUCGUUGGAGCGGUUACACAGUUACACGCCUGGUGGCAUAUCUUCACAGGUGUUGGAUCCUACCUGCACAUACUUCUUAGCAUGCAGAUCAGGACAACCUACCUCAAGUACAGACCAAAAGUGAAGUUUCUCUGUGGAGUGUGGCCAACGUUGCACAUUGAACCACAGAAGAUGAGCUGAAGUGAAGGGAUGAGGACCAACUUCAUGAUGGUGACUGCUGCCACAGACAGACACCAUCAGCACAGUGACCUCCGAUGCCCCCUGCUGGGAACUCAGCACACAGCAGGGGACAGUUGGACCCCAGGGCACCUACCCGGGGACCCUUCAGUUCUGCACUAUGGGGAUUUACUAAGUACAGUAUAGCACUGGGUCCAGUUUUAAGAAAUGGAAGAUCCUUGUCUUUAAUCAUAAUUUAUUAGAGUAGCUUUUUUGACGUGUAAUAAUUUUAAUGCUCAUUGAUUUUUAAUGCAAGUAUGAGGUGUGGUCCACUGCAGUGGGAAACGCUGAGGGGUUAUGGAUGUGAUCUUGAUUGUGAUUUUAGAGAAAGGGAAAACAAUGUCAUCAAGAAUCAGAAUUCACAUUAACAUAAUUACUGUUGUACUUUUGAGUCUGCAGAUAUUUGAAGCCAAAAGAUUUUGAAAUAGAUCUUUAAAUCUCUCUAUCUCAACCAAGACGUUUGCUUAUGUGUAGUUUUACAUGUAGCUGAGGGAGCUCUACUUACUGUACAACACAGUGUUGUCUAAUCCCUUUUGAGGGAGGAUCGUGUAGUUUUUUGAUGUGCUCACUACAUGUGGGAGUGUAGCCUCCAGCUAGAAAGUGAACGUGAUACUGUGCAGCUCAUACAUCUUCAUUUGCUUUGCCAGAGGCUUCAUUUUUUACUUGAAAACGCGCCAAAACUGGAAUUAAUUUUUGUUCUUUGCAAAACUUGCUCUGGGAAUUGAAUUAGUCAUGUUUGUGUGGGACUUGUUAAUCUUUGAACUUUUUAUAAUCAAGACAGGGAUGCAAUGCUUAGGAUUUUGCUACACGGCAUCAUUACUUUGAAUUGUAAUUGUAUUUAGGAUUGAAAUUGUCCCAGAAACACAGAGCAAGUUGACCCACUUUCUACAUCUCAAGUUUCUGUGGACAGAGAAACACAAUGACACCGGACACACAGUCUUUGAAUGAUACUGCAGACACUUUAGUACUCAAACCCACAGGGGGCGAGUGUUUGGUUGUAUCAGAAUUACAAUGCACCUCCUUCAGGGUGUGUCAUGUUUUAAAAGAUGUUGGGUUUAGACAAACAUCCGGUGGUUCAGACAUAAAUAGGCACAAAUGCAUCAGCUCAACUUGCCCAUCUCAAGCCAUUUUUGGUGAGAAGAUCAUUGUGUACAGCCCGUUUUGAUAGUAGUUUGAGUUAAACUGUUAAUGGUUUAAACCCAGUUUACACAGCAAGCUUAAAGACACUACCUGUUUCCAAUAGAUUUCUUAUUUGUAAUUGUUCAUAUUCACAUAUAUUCCUUCCCUUGGUCUGGUAUUCUUUGAACAAAGACUAGAAUAUGCCUGGAUCAUUGCACAGACAAAGCCAGUUGCACGCUGUUAGUUCCCUGCUUUGUUACUUUAAAUCUCAUUGGUACACUAAUUUGUAAUUAACAAUUUACUGAGUAAAUUAUUCAUUAGUCAUAUAAAUAAAGCUCUUAAAUCCUGAUUCUGCAGGACCAUAAUCUACAGGUCAUUAACUCUUAGUUUCAUUGAAUACCCUACUAAUUACAUUAAAUGCAUACAGUUUGCUUUGCAUUGAAUGACACAUACGGAGCUAGGACAAUAAUAUUUGAUAUUGUCUUAAUAACAACAACAAAAUAUAGUCUAUAGUCUCUAGAUCCAACCCACAGGUGUUUACAGUGUGCAAAUCACUUUAAAUUAAUCAGUCUUUCUAAAAUGUUUGCAGAUUAAUGUUAAACAGAGGUCCUGCUUUCAACCAUAAAUCAAUGCCAAACCAAAAACAGACGAGUAAUACAGAAAAAUCAUCCCCAAUAAAGAGAGAAGAGAUUGAUACAUAAUUCAUUUAAUGAAAUAUUCUGUGAACAUUUAAAAAAUUGUUGUUAACAGGGCUUCCUGAGCUUUUGAGGCCAGCCUCUAGUGGACACUCAGAGAGCUGCAGUUUUAUUACACAUCUUCAUUGGCAUAAUUUUUCUAGACCAGAGGUGACACUUGUUGGUUGUGCCUUGAAACAUUUUUAAAACAUGGAGAUUUACCUCUUGUAUCCUCUUUCAGAGAUUGAGGAACAAAGACGGCAAAAGUAUCAAUAUCGCCCACUUCAGUGUCCAUAACAAAUAACUUGCUUUAUUUUUAAAGUUUAAGUUCCUUUAAUGCCAAAACAACAAAUGCUCCAACCAACAUACUGGUAAAAAAAAUGUAGCCUAAAAGAUUGUUUAUGUGUAAAGAAUUACACAGAGUUUUUAAUUGUUGUAGAUUAUUCUCCUGCAGAAUAAGGUAUGACAUUUUUGUUUAUGCGUUUCAAUUAAGAGCCUGCAUAUAUGCCUCUGGUGAUUGGUAAACAGGAGUAGCUUGAUGAAAGGUGUUGAAAUCUCAAUCAAACUUCUUUUACCUCAGAAGGAAUAUUAAUAGUGUGGCUUUACUGUCUUAUUAGAAAAUGAAAAUGUACACCCUUUUAUUUACAAGUUCUUAAAAACAUCCCAUGGCACCACUACAUUUAAUUUGUUACACACUUAUUAAUACGUUUUUUUUAAAAACACUGCACAUUUGUCUAGAGGCACAUAAACCAUGUUGUCAAUGAAUGUCAUAGUGGAACAGUUUGUGAAGCAACCACUAGGGGGCAUAGUAUUCCAGUUUAUCUCAGACAUUGCCAAGCAUGCCAGUGUGCAGUGAAGAACUCCUACCUACUGUAGAACUCAGCAUUCAUGUAUGGGACCUGUGGUGUGAAGUGAAGGGCUUUUCAUUUAUAACUUCUCUGUUGUUACUGUGAAACUUGAGCUUGAAGUCAUUGUGGUAAAUUGGGAGAUGCACAACAUGUUUUUUUUAUUUUUAUUUGUGGUCUCUGAAACUGCUGUGUCUUUAAUGAUCUCCUGAGCAAUCACAUUAUAAACUCAAUGUCAUUACACCUACUUACUCUCAUAUAACGAUGGUCUAAGUGUUACAAACAGUCAAAUGCAGAAAGGCAGUCACGGAUUUUGUUAUUUUUCUUGAAGUAACUGCUCAUCGGUAGAGGUGAGACGGUGCCUUAUUGUGAUCUCUGCAGUGUAAUCCAAGUUGCCUUGAUGUUCAUCAUAUACAAACCAUACAAAUCGCCCCUUGUGUUGUGCAGUAACCCCCUGAUUAUACACAGUUAAAGCAUCGGGAAGGACAAUCAGUAACAGCUUUUCAUGCACAGUCUGUCCCUUAAUUUAUUGGCCUUCCAUUCAUUUCACGUGAACAUCUUAGUUUACAGGUGGUCCUGAUGAUGUUAAAUGUAGCCGUAAGUGAUAAUACUAAUGUGUCGAGGCCAGAAGAGCAAACUCUGCCAACUUUUUGUUCAUAUUUGGUCAUGUGCCAGUUUUAAACCAUGUCCUGUUUUGUCAAAUAAAAGAAAAAAAUGUGUCUUAA